ACACAAUGACAAUAUAGCAAAGACUUUUACUCUAUGCAUGUGCUGAUCAUGUUCUGCAGAAGGUUCUGCGCUGGGGGAAAGAGCAAAAUGAUCUAGACAGAAUGAAGUUGAGGUUGUCUCAGCUAUAUCAUCAAAACCUUGUCCAACUCUCUGAACCAGUGGAGGGGCUAAAAGAAUGGUUAGAUUCUUUAGUUUCAUUGCACAUUCCGUGCGCUGUCGUUUCAUGUCUUGACCGCAGAAACAUGGUCGAGGCUUUGGAGCGAUUGGGGCUCAAGAAGUAUUUUCAGGAUCAAGCGUCGAGACAAGUUAUAGCAAAGGGGCCUAUAGUGGGACAUCUCUUUCCUCUCCAAUCAUUUUCUAUUCCUCGUUCUAUUUAUGUUUGUUAUUCUACUAUUGUUAUUGAUGGCCAUUUGUGGCAUAAGUAAUUAAGACAUCCAAAUUCUGUUAUUUUGUCACAUUUAAUAAAACAUGGUUUUUUGAGUAAUACGAAUGAAUUCUCUUCAUCACACUUGUCUUUCAAUUAUGCAUCUUGUAAAUUUUGUAAAAGUAAAUCCUUAUCAUUUCCUUUUACGGGGUAGUCGAGCUUCUACGUGUUUUGAGAUCAUUCAUACUAAUGUUUAGGAUACGAGACUUGUUCUUUCUCAUGCUCAGUACAAGUACUUUGUGACGUUCAUUGACGACUAUAGUCGAUUUAUGUGGGUCUAUUUUCUUCGUUCUAAGGCUGAUGUGUUUUUGAUCUUCCAAAAUUUUGUUGCGCAUAUGGAAACACAAUUUUCUACAUGCAUUAAGAUCUUAUGCUCCGAUUUUGUUGGAGAAUAUAUGUCCCGUGAUUUCAAUCUUUCCUACGACAUAAGGGCAUACUCUUACUACGUUCUUGUCCUUGUACCAUCAACAAAACAAUCGCUUAACGUAAAAAUCGACAUCUUUUGGAUAUCGUUCGUACCUUGCUACUUGAAUCUUCCAUUCCUACUAGAUUUUGGGUGGAAACUUUAUUUACAGCUUUGUAUUUGAUUAAUUGUUUGCCAUCCCUGACCUUGCAUUUUGAUUCCCCAUAUUAUCGUUUAUUUGGUAUUUAUCUUGAUUAUAAUUCUUUACACCUCUUUGGAUGUGUAUUCUUUGUUCACUUACCUUCCACUGAACAUCAUAAACUUGUUGCUCGAUGUGCAUUUCUUAGGUAUAGUAAUUCUCGUAAAGGGUUUGUGUGUUAUGAUGCGGAUACUAACAAGUUCUGUACUUUACGAAAUGUUUUCUUUGAUAAUCAAUAUUUUUGUCCUUCUAAUAACAAUUCAGUUUCUUCUUCUAUUUUUCUCCCUUCCUUUGAUGAUAUAUCUGGAAUAGUUAACCAUUUUAAACCAGAUAUUGCUACACAAUGACGUCGCCCACUGCCUCUUGCUAUCUCUAGUCUGACGCCUAAUCUUGAAAUACAUGAGCUUCGUCGAUCUACUCUAGUUUCACGGCCACCAGAUAGGUAUGGGUUUUCACAUUCUGCUCUUCAGGCUACUUUU
Olea europaea var. sylvestris is the source of this 1505-nucleotide messenger RNA. RefSeq lists its product as uncharacterized. Lineage: Eukaryota; Viridiplantae; Streptophyta; Magnoliopsida; Lamiales; Oleaceae. The coding region runs from base 102 to 425 and encodes 107 amino acids. The record is from RefSeq and is a predicted model, not a curated record. The transcript is spliced from 4 exons.